AUGCUGGUCCCGGCGUCGUAUCAAGUGCCAGAGAAGAAGGCAAAGAAGAAGAAGGGCAAGGAGGCCAAGGGUGGCCCCCACCACAAGGGUCCUUCAGACACAGUGUCCGGAGAGACUGAAGCCCUCUCCUCCCAUGAGGGAGAUGAGGAAGAAGAAGAAGAGGAGGAGGAGGUGGAAAGCGACUCCCCUCAUAAGGGGAGGAAGAAGAGGGUGACCUCCGAAGACCCAAAAGGGGAGGUGCCCAAGAGAGGAAAGGCUUCCCUAUUGGUGGCAACCGCCCAGGCCGCAGAAGUUUCCGAACUCAAUCGGAAACUUAAGGUGGCCAAUGAAGAAAUCGACCGCAUUAACAAGCGGUUCAAUGAGACGCAAGUUGGCGCAACCGAGGUCGAGACCCUUAAAGGUGCCCUUACCCAGGCCAAGAAAGAGGUGGAGGCGAAUAAGGCAGCCGCUGACAAAGCGGCUGCAGAACUGAAGACCGAGCAGGCCACCCGCCGCCAACACGAAGCUCGGGUGGCCGAAGUGGAGCAGGAGCUGAAGGAUGCCAUCGGCAAAUGCGAGGCUUUAGAGGAGAAGACUUCGGCCUUGUCCACCGAACUUGCCAAGGCUUUCCAUGAUGCUAAGGCGGCACGGGUCGAGUCCCGAAGUGCUCGCAAGGAGAUCCAUCAGGCAAAGCAGAUAGCGGCUGUUCUUCCGAGCCCAGGAGGGGAAUUCGACCAAGAAGUUGUUCUGGUGGCAAUUUCUCGCGCCGAAGCACCCGACGCCUCUGAACGACCAGCUGAAGCAGAUAAUGGAGCUGCAUAG
Aegilops tauschii subsp. strangulata is the source of this 801-nucleotide messenger RNA. Lineage: Eukaryota; Viridiplantae; Streptophyta; Magnoliopsida; Poales; Poaceae. The record is from RefSeq and is a predicted model, not a curated record.